Messenger RNA from Zasmidium cellare ATCC 36951, 1809 nucleotides. RefSeq lists its product as uncharacterized. NCBI's taxonomy places the organism in Eukaryota, Fungi, Ascomycota, Dothideomycetes, Mycosphaerellales, Mycosphaerellaceae. Gene Ontology annotation, biological process: DNA-templated transcription; positive regulation of transcription by RNA polymerase II. The record is from RefSeq and is a predicted model, not a curated record. Gene Ontology annotation, molecular function: DNA-binding transcription factor activity, RNA polymerase II-specific; zinc ion binding; sequence-specific DNA binding. The coding region runs from base 1 to 1809 and encodes 602 amino acids. The transcript has 5 exons.
AUGGACGCUGCUUCACCCGGCAACGCAGCACGUAGACAGGCGUGCGAGCGCUGCUGGAGGCGAAAGCAAAAGUGUGACAAAGAAGUCCCAGUUUGCUCAAAUUGUCGCGAGGCUGGGACAGCAUGUGGUCCUCGUACCGCUGCUGUUGUGAUGUCAGGCGGCGAUUCUAGUGGUCUGAUCGCCGUUGGAGAUGGCUAUAUUCAGACACUGAAGCGGCGCAUUAGGCAUCUCGAAGACUUGAAUCAGAGGAAGAGAGCCCGCGUUGCUGAACCAAAUGCUUCACAUACACCAGAAACCAGCAGCACAACACCAGCGGCACUGACCGGCCAGACUGCCGGCGAGCAGCAGACUCCGAUGAGCAGUGUUUCCGUACGCGAUGCACUGAAGGACUUUGGCCACUUCGCCUUGAACGUCCAAGAUUCUAACAGAGUGACCUAUUCGAAUGCAUUCACAAUGUUCUACUUUGUGGAGCUCGCCAUGCUCACAGCGAAUUCGCAAACACCUGGCACAGGACUGUCUCUCGGCUCGACCCAGUAUCAUGAUCAGCUCGUACAAUCACUCGACCUUCGACGAGACGAGACAUCGGCUCUCAUCUCUCAGUACGCCAAAUCUGUCCUAGUGCUCUACCCAUACAUAUCGGAGCAAGAGCUUCUUCAAUACCACGACAUUGUUUUGCAGUUCCAAUCCCGUGGUACUAACGCAAUGACCUGCGACACAAGUCACUGCUUCUUCAUCGUCUAUAUGGCUCUGGCGACUGUGUGCUCCAACUCCAGCAAGAGACCCGUGUUCGACUUUCUCGCCUCGAAACUAUGGGUUCAUGCAUCAGCUCUGGGCAAAGACAUCUCCAGCAAUCACUCCGUGCAGUGCAUGAUCUCACUUGCACUUUGCGUGGUCCACGGCCAAGGUCAUCAUUACGCCACCGAGAUUGUGGGCAUGGCGAUGACCAGGGCGAUAGCGUCGGGCUUUCAUCGACUGCGAAGUUGCUCUCCAGAAGAAACCGGCCAGGAGGAGAUCCAAGAGAAGAGGCGUGCCUUCUGGAUCAUCUACGUCCUGGAUCGAUUGCUUGCCUACACGAUGGGUCGUCCAUGUGGCAUCGAGGACCAGGACAUAUCUACUCAGAUUCCGACGCUGCCUUCACACUCGGAAGAUGUGUGUAGCAGUCGAGACUACUAUCUCGUCCAAUUGGUCGAGCAUGCGCGAGUGCUAUCUGUUCUCAAACGCAAUGCUCGUCGCCCCAGAAUGUACUUCACAAGUCUCUACCAAUCUUGGGUAGAGUCAACGCUUCUCCAGUUGCGAUCGACGGGAGACGAACGUGCAAGAGAAGUUUUUCUAAGGCUCAAAUGUCGUCUACUCGUUGCGAUACAUAAUACGACGAAGGACAGUACAACUCUUAUCGCCGAGACUACUUUGCUGGACGAAGAGGACAUCGAUGAUACUCUUACCUCUUGUGUCGAGUGGCUUCGUUGUCUUGAAACAAGAUAUGAUUCCGAUGGCAUCGUUCGAUGCCUCACAGACCAGUACGAGAUUGCCAGCAUUGGCAUCAUGUGUUCAGACAUUCAACACGGCCUCCCUGCGGAACUAGCUCCCUCUUUCGCAAGCACAUGCUCCAACGUCAAGAUGCUAAGCGUCUCGCUCUUGAGCUACCUCUCCGCAACAUACCCUGCAGCGGCACAAAUGCGCAAAGCCCUUUCAGCUCUCGAUGCCGACGACCAUAGCCGCCUGCUGGAGCUCUUGCAGCAGGAUCAAUGGACCGCUCUCGUCCCACGCAUGAUUCGAGAGGCAAUAGCUAGGCGCAUAUCAAUCACCUGA